GGCCCGCCCGCAGCCGCCGCCGCCGCCGCCCCACUCGCGGGCACGGGGCGGGAGGGAGGGCUCGGGAAGGCGGGAGGAAAUCGGCAGCGGACGAGUCUGGGGAAGGUGGAUGAUGAGAUUGGGGCCGCUUCUGGCUGUAGCAGGAAGAAAGGGAACAACCUGCCUUAUCUCACUCUCUAACCUGACCGUUGAUCAGAGAGUCUGCCGUACACUCAGUCACGGGAGAGGAGGGAUCUGUGCUCUGGAACGGCUGUGAAGAAGCAAGUUUGCAUCUGCUUUUGCCAGUGCAGUCUUUGUAAAGCUCCUGUAUUACUCAGUGUUCCUGUGUCUUACCUCUUCUCUCCCGAGAUGCUGGGAAGAGUCCUGUGUACAGUGUUGUUCAUGGGAGCUUUGCCAUCGCUGGCUGAAGUGUCCCAGGGCCACAUCUCCGUGGUCUUGCUGGGGGCAACAGGUGAUCUGGCCAAGAAGUAUUUGUGGCAGGGUCUAUUCCAACUCUACAUGGACCAAGUGAGCAGUGGCCACAGCUUCACUUUCCACGGGGCUGCACUGACGGCUUUGGAACCGGGGCAGAGGCUGAUGUUUGAUGUGCUGAAGAAGCUGGCCUGUCCCCCAGAUGAACCUCCCAACAGGUGUGCUGUGCUCAAGGACCAAUUCCUGAAGCUGAGCCAAUACCACCAGCUGAAGACUGCCGAAAACUACACCGUGCUGAACAGAGAGAUUGAGACGCUGCUUCGCCAGGAGGGGCUAAAGGAGGCUGGAAGGAUUUUCUACUUCUCAGUACCACCAUUUGCCUACACAGAGAUUGCUCGCCACAUCAACAGCAGCUGCAGACCGCCUCCGGGAGCAUGGCUGCGUGUGGUGCUGGAGAAGCCUUUUGGCCAUGACCUGGCAUCAGCCCAGCAGCUGGCUGCAGAGCUCUCUAGCUUCUUCAGGGAAGAGGAGAUGUACCGGGUGGAUCACUACCUCGGCAAACAGGCUGUUGCACAUAUUCUGCCUUUUCGAGAUCAGAACCGACAGUUUCUGGAUCCAAUUUGGAACCGACAUCAUGUGGAAAGAGUGGAGAUUGUCUUGAAAGAGACUGUGGAUGCUAAAGGCCGCACCAGCUUCUACGAGCAGUACGGAGUCAUCCGGGAUGUGCUGCAGAACCACCUGACGGAGGCCUUGAUGUUCCUGACCAUGGAGCUGCCAGCCAACGUGAGCAGUACUGAAGAGGUCUUGCAGUGCAAGCUGCAAGCCUUCCAGUCCUUGCAGGGCCUGGAGAAAAACAGUGCAGUGCUGGGGCAGUAUCAGGCAUAUGCCAGCCAAGUACAGGAGGAGCUGCAGAAGGCACAAGACUACGUCAGCACAACACCAACCUUUGCAGGUGUGCUGAUUCACAGUGACAAUCUGCGUUGGGAAGGGAUCCCUUUCCUCCUCACUUCUGGGAAAGCUCUGGAUGAACGGGUAGGGUAUGUCCGUGUUCUCUUCAAGAACCGGGCCUACUGCACUCAGAGCGAGACUCUGAGGGAUGCAGGGCACAGCCAGUGUAGAGCCAAGCAGAUCAUCUUCUACAUUGGGCACGGCACACUCAACACUCCCGCGGUGCUGGUGAGCAGGAACCUCUUCAGGCCUGUCAUGCCAGAAGAUAGGUGGAGAGAAGCAGUGAGUCAGCCAGACUUGCACAUUUUUGGACAGCCAUUGUCUGAUUACUAUGUGUACAGCCCUGUGAAAGAGAGAGAGGCGUAUUCUGUCCUCAUCUCCAACAUCUACCAUGGCAGGAAGGACUUCUUCAUUACUACGGAGAACCUGCUGGCCUCCUGGAGGUUCUGGACACCGCUGCUGGAUAGCAUUUCCCACCAGCCCCUGCGCCUCUACCCUGGGGGUGUGGAGAACCAGCACCUCCUGGACUUUGAAAUGGUGGGAGGGGAAGUGGCAUUCACACUGGCAGAGCCAGUGGAACUGCUGAACCCCAACAGGCUGAUGCCAAGUGACUACAGGACAAUCCAGUCCAAAUUUCGGCAAAGUCCUCUGGUCUCAGCAUGGUCUGAGGAACUGAUUUCCCAGCUGGCUUCUGACAUUGAGAAGACAGCAAGCAGGGCUGUGGCACACUCUGGGCAGUUCCACCUGGCCCUCUCAGGUGGCUCAAGCCCAGUGGUCCUGUUCCAGCGGCUGGCAAGACACCAUUAUGCCUUCCCAUGGAAGCACACCCACAUCUGGCUGGUAGAUGAACGCUGUGUCCCUCUCACCGACACCGAGUCCAACUUCUUCAGCUUACACAACCAUCUCCUCCAGAGUGUCAGGGUGCCCUACUUCAAUGUUCACCCCAUGCCUGUGCACCUGAACCAGCGGCUCUGUGUGGAGGAGGACAGAGGCACAGAGCUGUAUGCCAAGGAGAUCGUGGCCUUGGUGGCCAAUGCCAGCUUUGACCUGGUGCUGCUGGGGAUGGGCACUGAUGGGCACACCGCCUCGCUCUUCCCCCGAUCUGAACAUGGCUUGGAAGGGGCUCAGAGCGUGGUGCUGACUGAAAGCCCUGUCAAACCUCACCAAAGGAUGAGCCUUAGCCUAUCCCUCAUCAACAGAGCCAAGCAGGUGUUUGUCCUGGUUUUGGGGAAGGGUAAGCAUGACAUCACCACCCUGCUCAGCAGAGUGGGCCAUGAGCCAAGGAAAUGGCCUAUCUCAGGUGUCAGCCCCAGUUCUGGACAGAUGGUGUGGUAUGUGGAUUAUGAAGCUCUGCUUGGGUGAUGCCUUCACAGUGUUCCUCCUCCCCUGCCCACGUGGCCCUUACAGCCUGGAUUUUCCUACACAACGUCCAUGUUUUUCUGUUGCGAGCAGCAGCUUCGUCUCUGACAGACUCCUCCAACCUUCUGGGAAACCUGUGGCCUGCUGUGCCUCUGACAUUUGAGCCCAGAAAGGAGCUCAGCUCAGUGUUCAGAGCUAAGUAGGAGCCAAGAACCCAGGGCAGCAUUUCUGGCACUGCCAGGGAUUCUGACUCUGACUUUGGACAAAUUACCUCACCUUGAAGUGCCUCAGUUUUCCCUGUCAGGGCUUUGUGGUUGUUCAGCAUUUAACUACCUCGCAGGCGUUAUGGGAGACGUGUCAAAUUAAAUACCUGCCAUUUGAAAUUUCAUUUCUUUUUCAUUCUCAGGGUGGAAGACAGUAAUAGCAUGUUCAUCCUCUGCCCUGCACAGUCUGGGUGGGACAGAGUCGUGUUUGCAAAAUGAUGUUUCUGUGCACAAAGGUCUGUAGCCUUGUGUGUAUGCAGCCCAUCUUGCUGUCAGCCAGACACUAGGGCUGUGCUCUCUUGCAAGCAUAGACACCCAUUUGCUUCUGUGGCAUGUGGCCCCUAAGUGCUGACACCGACUUGUGAGCUCUCUGCUGUCCUGAGUCUUUGCAAAUUGCCCAGCAGCAGAAGCUGAGUUUAUAAGCAGUAAUUUGCUGCUUUCAUUAAGUGGAUGGUGAAUACCAUAGGGGAUGGAAAAGGAAGACACAUUGCUUUUUAGGUUGUUAGAAGAAUCGGGACAGGGUGAGGAAUAUGGCAGUUCACAGAGCUUCAUCUUAGGUUUUAUUUAAAUCCAGUAGAAGCUUGCUCACGUUUUCCUUGGGGAACAUAGCUGUCUGAGUUGUUUGGGACUCUUUUUAAAGCUGUGUUUUCUUUUCACAUUGACAGUCCUGUUAAACUCUUUAAUACUUAGCAGUUACCCAAUGAAAAAUGAAUCUUUUAAACUAUGUAAAAUCUGUGACUGGCAAGAGGGAGACUGUGGGUGGGAAGAAGGGUUAAAUGAGCAACAAAUCUGAUGAGGAAGAAUGGUAGAAAUCCACCAGGCUCCAAGCCAAGGAAGCAGUGCUAUUUUUACUUUGUGAAAGCUAUUAAUAGGUGUGCACCUUCUUGAGAGCUUGUAUUAACCUUUCUUUGCAAAAGCACCUCCAUGGAGUAACUUCUUAUGGUCUGAUUGUCCCGUAAGUGAUUAUUGAUACCAAUUUCCUUGUUUUUAAAUGGCAAGUGCAUUCCUGGGUUUCAGUGUAUGCUUAUUUAUAUGCUUUACAGGAAACUAACACUGGAAGUAAUUAAUUUUUCACUUCAACUUUUAUAAAUCAAGUUGUAAAUCUUAUUUUCCC
Messenger RNA from Colius striatus (speckled mousebird), 4095 nucleotides. It is a transcript of the gene H6PD, whose product is annotated as hexose-6-phosphate dehydrogenase/glucose 1-dehydrogenase. Gene Ontology annotation, molecular function: 6-phosphogluconolactonase activity; glucose-6-phosphate dehydrogenase activity; NADP binding. Gene Ontology annotation, biological process: pentose-phosphate shunt, oxidative branch; glucose metabolic process; pentose-phosphate shunt. Lineage: Eukaryota; Metazoa; Chordata; Aves; Coliiformes; Coliidae. The coding region runs from base 349 to 2721 and encodes 790 amino acids. The transcript is spliced from 7 exons. The record is from RefSeq and is a predicted model, not a curated record. Gene Ontology annotation, cellular component: endoplasmic reticulum.